Molecule: messenger RNA, 1956 nt
Organism: Danaus plexippus (monarch butterfly)
Lineage: Eukaryota; Metazoa; Arthropoda; Insecta; Lepidoptera; Nymphalidae
Gene: SmydA-2
Product: SET domain-containing protein SmydA-8
Exons: 3
Coding region: 195-1820 (541 amino acids)
Molecular function (GO): protein binding
Source: RefSeq, a predicted model, not a curated record
ACUCGUAAAGCUAAAUCUUGAACAUUUGUUCUUAUCAAGAAGCCCUGUUUUACAAAACGUUUUUCUUGGCACGGUCGUUGAGUAUUUGGUUACAAGUGAUAAUUACUCGCAUCUAUUUUAAUCAAGUAUUGUGUUGGGCUCGGCGCGAGACGCUCGCGAGCUAUAACGUUUAUCUUUAGCUAGAGUAAGAAUAAAUGAACACAAAAGUAGUUACAUCGGUUUGUCAUGUCUGCCAAAAACCAGCAGCACAAACAUGCAGUGGAUGCAAGAUGGUAUAUUAUUGUUCGAAGGAGCACCAAAAAUUUGACUGGAAGAAGAGUCACAAGGUUGAAUGUAAACCAUAUAAAAUCCAGUAUUCAGAUUCCUGUGGGAGAUUUAUGACUGCAACAAGAGAUAUAAAGCAAGGGGAAGUGAUCUUAAAAGAAAAACCAGCGGUCAUCGGACCUAGAAUGUAUUGCAAAGUACAGUGUUUAUCUUGUGGAAGACAAUUAGAACCAAUACCUAACGAUGAUGGAAACAUGGAUUUUAUAAGAUGUUCUUCUUGUAACUGGCCAGUAUGUGGCAUUGAUUGUGAAAAAGCUGAAGUACAUAGAGAAGAAUGUAAAAUAAUGGUUCAGAGUAAUUACAAAUGUGACAUAAAAUAUGAAUGUCCUGAUAAAUCAGAAGCAGCUUAUUGCGUCAUUGCACCAUUAAGGGUGCUAUUGAUGAAGGAUUCAAAUCCUCGUAUGUUUGAAAGUAUAAUGAAUUUAGAGUCUCACGUUGAUCAAAGAAUAAAUACCCCUAUAUAUCAGGUAUUAAGACCCAAUUUAAUUAUGUUUAUUAGACAAGUGCUUGGAAUGAAUUUUGAUGAUAAAAUAAUUUUGGAAAUAUCCUCCAUAUUUGAUAAUAAUUCUUUUGAUGUGAGAAAUGCAGAUAAGACUAAAAGGCUACGAGCUAUAUAUCUAUUAGCUUCAAUGAUGAACCACAGCUGCAGGCCGAAUACCCGACAUAUAUACCUAGGUGAAGACAAAACUCUAGCUCUGAUAGCGACGGUUCAUAUUGCAAAAGGCGAAGAAAUUACUGCUACUUACACUCAGCCAUUGUGGGGAACGUUGGAUCGAAGAAAAUUUUUAAAAACCAAUAAAUAUUUUGAUUGUAAAUGUGAGAGAUGUGCUGACCCCACGGAAUUCGGCACAUAUUUAGGGAAUAUUUAUUGUACGAUGUGCAAUAGUACGAAUGCUGAUGAUAGUAGAAAAGGAGCCAUGUUAGUGUCUACUAACCCUCUAGACGAAACUGCGCUGUGGAAAUGUGAAAAGUGCGGAUAUUUUAUUCAAGGGAGACAAAUGGUAUGGGGAAAUAAGGCUUUAAAAGAAGAAUUAAGUUCAUUAAAUAAAACAGGGCCUCAAGAUUUUGAACACUUCAUUGAGAAAUAUAAGUUAACACUUCACCCCAGAAAUCAUUUAUUGAUUCAAGCUAAACUGGCGUUAAUGGAGAUAUAUGGAAACUACAAAGGCUAUUCUUUGAAAGAACUUCCGGAAAAUUUGCUUAAUCGGAAAAUAGAUAUUUGCAACGAGCUCUUAGAAGUCGCUGAAAAGCUGGAUCCUGGCUGGUCCAGAUUUCGUGGAUCUAUACUGUUGGAAUUAGAAGCUGCGAUGACCAUAAAGAUAAAAAAAGAAUUUGAAGCAGAAAUGUUGACCAAAACGGAAGCACAGAACCAGUUGAUAGAAAAUAUGGUUCUACUUGAAGAAGCUACGAAUAUCUUGAAAAUAGAACCUCACAUGAACGAGGCUCUCCAAACAAAACUUCAAGAACGUUUAUCAAUUUUGGAUAACACGAAGUGAAAGUACCCAACUUAACUAUCAAAAGCUAGGUGAAAUAAAAAGCUUUGGUUUAAUUUCUCUAUAUUUAAACUGGUUAAGGGGACUUUUUGUCACAAGAAUAACUUUAAAAUAAAUAAAAAAAUAAGUUUAAAAGAUA